CUUGAGGCGACUCCACGGAGGCUCACUUCCGCCAUGGAGACUCACUGAACGCAAUAGAUUUAAAAGGCUGGCUCAUUUUUUAUUUUGGACACAGGCUAGCAGCGUUUCACUAUCGCACCUAAUUUCUUUUUUUAACGUAAAUACAAGCGUAACUUCCAAGAUAAUCCCCAAUGAAUAUAAUUCCGACUACGAAACGAGCCGCGUUUAACGUGACUGGAGUCAUGAGCUGUUUUAUUCAACCUCAAAAUGGAGUCGCGGAGGGAGCCAUGCGCUACGGCUCAGGAGAGUCAACCCCGCAGAUAGCCAUGGGCUCGGGGAAAGACUCUCACAGUAACGGUAACGUGGUGGGGUCCUCCAACGACACGCCGAAACGGCCCAAGAUGCUCCUGGGUAUGGACUACGCGACGGCGAAAGCGCUCCGGGAAGACAGCCAGGGCAUCGACGACGACUCGCUGCCGUGUACCCCGGAUGCAGACGGAGACGAACACGACGUCUCUGGUUAUUCUGCGGUUCUGGAGAACGACACGAGGCAACUCAUUAGCCGCUUCCUGGAAGAAUUUACUGGACUUUCGAAAUCUCAGUGGAAUGAAGGCAGAGAACUAAAAACAAUGAAAAGAGUCGUAGAGGACGUUUUGGAGAAACACAGAUAUGCAUUCAACGGCAUGAUCAACAAAUUGUCAUUGGACGAUAGAAGUGACGAUACCAGUUUUGUCAGAUUGGUAGCCAAGAGCCUGUUUGCAGACGGAACCACAAACUGGGGCCGUAUUGCCAGCCUGGUGGCCUUCGGGGCCGUGGUGUGUCAGUACCUGAAGGAGAAGGGCCGGGGGAACUGUGUGGAGCUGGUGGGGCAAGAGAUCUCCACGUACCUGCUGUCUGACCAGAGGGACUGGCUGGUCAAAAACAAUGCCUGGGAUGGAUUUGUCGAGUUCUUUCGAGUAGCAGACCCAGAGUCCACUGUGAGGAACACGCUCAUGGCCGUGGCUGGAUUUGCUGGUAUUGGGGCGACACUGGCCCUGUUGAUCAGGUGAAUCUUUGGACACUCAGAGACUUACUUUCACAUGGUGGAUGCCUUCUUUUGAUCACCUUUCCUCCGCUUUGAAAUUGGACUUUGAUGGACACAAACUGCUGAUGAGCAGUUCCUGUCGUCUUGUCUCUGGCUCCCUGCCACCCCCAGCCGAAAAAAAAUAAGUUCAUACUUUUGGCUGUUAACAGAAAAAUGGACGGACUUUUGCCCACAACAGCCAACUUUCAAAACAAUUAGGGAUUAUUUAAAUUGCAGAGAAAUUUAUUUUUUCUAAUAUGUGUAAAAAUGUGUAUAUGCAAAUUAAAAACCAACAGUAAGGGGCAGUCAGUUGACCUGAUUUUUGCUUAAUUGUCACCUCCAUUAUGUUUACCAGUUUGUUCAUGAUUAUAUCAUAGCUCCCCGGUUGUGAUGGUGUUUUGUAAGUAAGCCCAAGGCCAAAGCAGGAAGGGAAAGCUGCAUUUGUCCAUGUAAUGAAGGCCAUUUCCAUAGAGCCCAUUCAUUACCCCUGGAUCCUUUGUAAGGGCACCUCAGGGAUUUGCAUUUGGGUGUAGCUCUACUUCCUUGUUAUGAAAAUGUUUGGAGACGAGAAGCAACCACAUGCAGGACUCUUUGGCUGAGCAGCAGCCUGGAAAGUGUGAGUCUGUUGGAAGAAAAUGAACACGGACUGCGAGUCGGGGAAGACACAGAUUGUGCUCAUCAAGUGCACGAAGCUGACCAUAGUUUGGGAGGAAAGCAGUCAAUGAUUAUUAGCACAGAUCUGGUUGUAAGCUAACACAUCUGUAUAGGUUGAGAAAAUAAACUUUACAUGACUUGACCUUUGAAAACUGUCUUACUGUGAAGACGGGAUACAUCUACACUCACACCGGGUUUAUUGUGCUGAAAUACAGUGCUGAAAUACAGCUCUCACUCUAACGCCUCAGCACAUGAGAGCCUUUUGAUGUUUAGUCACACCACGACCAGAGUCAGAGCGAUAGCUGUCGUUUCCUAGAAAUUCGAUGAGGCGGAUGCAGCCUGAGCAGAGUUGCAAUGGUGGUGUGUUAUCUGCAAAGAGCUGGUGUGCGACAGCUGAAUGCACCAGCUAGACUGUGAAACUGGGGUAAAAAACAGUUCACAACAUCCUGAAAGUUGCAUAACACUGUCUACUUCCUGGGUUGGAAAGCUCUAAACCUCCCUAGAAACUGAUGACUUAAGCAUAUAUGUAUUUGGUUAGGAUAUAUCAUCGUUAAACAAAUAUGUGUUUGUUUGGGUUUGGUUUAGUGCCCCUGAUGCAAAAUAACAGCCAUUUCCUCUUUGAUCCUCUUGCAGCUCUGAUGUGGCUGUAGACUAUAGUUCCUUUCUGCUCUGGUGUACUGACGCUUGUAACAUUUAAACUAGGAAUAAAUAAUGUUUUUGCACUUA
Molecule: messenger RNA, 2422 nt
Organism: Anarrhichthys ocellatus (wolf-eel)
Lineage: Eukaryota; Metazoa; Chordata; Actinopteri; Perciformes; Anarhichadidae
Gene: mcl1b
Product: MCL1 apoptosis regulator, BCL2 family member b
Exons: 3
Coding region: 171-1028 (285 amino acids)
Biological process (GO): mitochondrial fusion; regulation of apoptotic process; intrinsic apoptotic signaling pathway in response to DNA damage
Cellular component (GO): mitochondrial outer membrane
Molecular function (GO): BH domain binding; channel activity
Source: RefSeq, a predicted model, not a curated record